AAGCGCUGCUUGAACUCACAAGAGGCAGUCGGUCUCGUUUACUCCCGUUCUGCCGCCGUCUCGUUCGGCGCCCGUGCACUCAUGACCGGGAAUCCCGACCGGAGUAAGCUGAAGAAGAGCUCGCCGAAGAAAGCCUCUCCAUCUCUGCUGUGCUCCAUGUGAAAUAAAAGGCUCAGCGAUGAACGAGAGCGAAUCUCUCACCAAUGAGAGCGCUAUGGGUUUCCCAUCAUCCUCCUGGCUGGAAGCCGAAACCUUCGCCUCAAACGGCACCCUGGCGCUCUCGUCUGCCAGCCCAAACUUCCACGUGAACCCGUGGGACAUUAUGCUGUGCCUGUCCGGGACGGUGAUCGCCUGUGAGAACGCCAUCGUGGUGGCCAUCAUCUUCUACACGCCCACAUUGCGCAACCCCAUGUUUGUGCUGAUCGGCAGUCUGGCCACCGCAGACCUUCUAGCCGGCAUGGGAUUAAUCCUGAACUUCGCGUUCCAGUAUCUGGUGUCCUCCGAAACCAUCAGUCUGAUUACUGUGGGAUUCCUGGUGGCUUCGUUUACGGCGUCCAUCAGCAGCCUGUUGGCGAUCACCGUCGACCGCUACCUGUCGCUCUACAAUGCCCUCACAUACUUCUCCGAGAAAACUCUGCAUUAUGUGCAUCUGAUGCUGGUGGGCACGUGGGGUGCGUCUCUGUGUUUGGGACUUCUGCCUGUUUUGGGCUGGAACUGUUUGGACGAUGCGUCCACAUGCAGUAUUGUGCGUCCACUUAAGCGCAGCAACCUCACACUCCUCGCCACGUCGUUCUUCAUCAUCUUCAUCCUCAUGCUAAGCCUUUAUUUUAAGAUCUGCAAGAUUGUGUGUCGUCACGCGCAUCAGAUUGCAUUGCAGCAGCAUUUUUUUACUACUUCACAUUAUGUGGCUACUAAAAAAGGCGUCUCGACGCUGGCCAUCAUUUUGGGGACAUUUGGCGCCAGCUGGCUGCCCUUCGCUAUUUACUGUCUGGUUGGGGAGCGCGAGUAUCCGCCGGUGUACACGUACGCCACACUGCUGCCCGCUACAUACAACUCCAUGAUCAACCCCAUCAUCUAUGCCUACAGAAACACAGAGAUCCAGCGCUCCAUACACAUGCUGUUCUGCGGAUGCUUUCAGAGCAACGGCUCGUACCGCUCCAGAUCGCCCAGUGAGGUCUAGAUCACGCGUUUAACCCUGUAAAGCGUCAUAUAUGAGCCUGAUGGAAGUCUGAUAUAUGGUAAUUUAUGCAAAUCACAUAUUUAACAUAUUAGUUCAUGGUUGCAUUUCACAGAUACAUAUAAAAAUACAUAUACAUAAGACAUCACUCUGCAUCUCCAAUGAUAUGUCUUAGUAAGAUGAUAUUUAAUGCUUAGUUGUGAUCAAAGUGUAGUUUCAAAUGGAUAUUGCAAUGCAAAACAGUGAUGAUUGAGAGCUGAACAAAUAAACAUUCAUACACAGAAAUAUAUCAUACACUGAUAUAUCAAACAGGCCAUAAUAAAAACAGGCCUUAAUUUCCAGAACCUUUACUUUCUCUGUUUUUCAGCGGUGAACAAACUCCCCAUAUAUAUAUUAGAUGAUUUCGAGGCUAUAUGAGCAAUAUCACAUGAGUAGCAGUGCAAUAUGGCUGUAUAUCAGCACUGG
Messenger RNA from Danio rerio (zebrafish), 1642 nucleotides. NCBI's taxonomy places the organism in Eukaryota, Metazoa, Chordata, Actinopteri, Cypriniformes, Danionidae. The record is from RefSeq and is a predicted model, not a curated record.